This is a messenger RNA of Dalotia coriaria, 1509 nucleotides long. RefSeq lists its product as uncharacterized. The coding region runs from base 335 to 1225 and encodes 296 amino acids. NCBI's taxonomy places the organism in Eukaryota, Metazoa, Arthropoda, Insecta, Coleoptera, Staphylinidae. The record is from RefSeq and is a predicted model, not a curated record. The transcript has 6 exons.
UAAACACUGUGGGAAAACACAAUCCGCACACGCCGGCGCAUGCGCCCCACACAACCACCCGAAAAGUCAGCCGCUGAAACGUUGGACUUACGAUGAACGGCGCAUUCUAUACGCGACUCUCGGGCGGAAAAUACGAGCACACGGCGUGCUUAUAGCGAAAGUUUCAAAGACGCGCAGAGAAAAAUAAAUAUUCAACACAUGUGUUUGUGUUAUACCAAAGGAUUAUAAAUUAUAAAUGAUAAAAUAAACAAAGUGUUAAAAUAUGUGAAUAAAAUGAUUAGAAAUAAAUUGUUAAAUAGUGUUAUAAAGUGUUUUAAGUAAUUUUGAAGUGAUAAUGAUGGGAAAAACUUUACCGAUUUUUAUUUAUCAAUUAUUAUUAAUUAAAUUACUACAUGCUGCGUUUCUAUCAUCCGCAACAACUUCCGGUUUGAAGUGGGUGCGCGUCAAUUUACCACAGUAUCGCAAACCGGGUGAAACAGCACAAUUACAAUGCGAUUACGACCUGGGCAAUGAUACUCUCUACGCUGUCAAGUGGUACAAAGACAACGAGGAGUUCUAUCGGUAUGUGGCCAAAGAACGACCACCGGCGAGUAGUCAUAAUGUUGAAGGAGUUUCAGUAGACGUGAGUCUGUCAGACAGCAAACGCGUAAUUCUUCGAGGGGUGACUUUGCGCAGUGGAGGAUUAUACAUGUGUGAAGUGUCUGCUGAAGCACCAUCCUUCGCCUCGGCGAAAAGCGAAGCACGCAUGGAAGUAAUAUGUCUUCCCACCGAAGACCCAACGAUAACAGGCGUCGAGUCACAGUAUCAAAUCGGCGGCGAGAUAAACCUGAAUUGUACAUCCGGGGAAAGCUACCCCGCAUCUUUACUGCAUUGGUACAUUAACGAGCACCAGGUGACCAGCAACAAAGCAUUGAUAAGAUACCCAACGGUGGAGCGCAGUGAGCACGGACUACGUACCGCCGUGCUGGGGCUGCGUUUCGCCCUCAACUCGCGGCACUUCCUCGGGGGUUCAAUGCGUGUGAAAUGCGUGGCGUCAUUAUCGCCGUUAUUGUGGUCAGAUGAUCGGUCAUCAGUCGUUCAGAAUCUGCCGAUAAAGGAUCAUCAACAGGAACUUCUAGGUGAAUGGAGUACGUUAAUGCUUGUGAAAAGCAGAGGACAAACGAUUCAAUCUCAUCUCUGUUUAGUGAUUUUGUUUGUUUCGACGCUGAAUAUAAUUCUGCAAUAAUCCGUUUCAUCCCAUACACACAAAUCUGUACAUUGUUUAUCAUAUCUACUAAUUGCUAAAGUAUCGAAUUAAUCAACAUGCAAUCGAAAUACAUAUAUUUUCCUAAAAUACUUGAAUGUAAUUUAAAAAGUUGCAACAAAUGUAUAUAAUACUAUCAAACUGUUAUUUGAUUUCCCAUUCGUUUUGUGUAUAAUUACCAUUUGAUUAUACUUUUUAUAUAUCAUGUACUUAACAUUAAAAUAAUAUUAUUACUGCAUAGUAAAAAUAAAAAUUUUAAACGAAAA